CCAUAUUUUUUUAUUUUAUGAAAUUACCUAAUUCAAUUUGUUUUGCUGCUUCUCUCUACUUGACUAACACAGCCAUAAUUCAAAUGAAGCGGUGCUCACAAAUCUUUAACUUUCGCUUCGUUAUUCACCAUCAGUAGCUGGGCUCGGGCAUUUGAAUUUUAGGUAAGAAGGUGAACCAUUAUGUAUUUGAAAACGAUUAGGCGAUUUCGAAAAAUUGUGAGUAUUAGGUGGAUUUGAAGACGAUUAGGCGAUCUAGAAUGCUUGUUUGAUUUUCUAUCAUGCAUUCAACAGAACCUGUGAACUAUAUACCGAAAUGACAUUCUGAAUUCAAAGUAGGGUUGUAAGCUCUGAUGGUCUACUCCUCUUUUUGAUUCUGCUCGAGCUAGUUUAUGUCCUAGAGCAUCCAUUAUUCAGCUAUGUCGAAAUCUGUUCUGCUAUAGAUGAAUUAAAUUAUGUGUAGGAUAUGUUCUUUCUCGUUGGUGAUGUUAACUCUUGCAUUCACCUAAAGUCAUAAUGUUAGGACUGGUGUAUUUUUUAAGUAUGUUCGUAAAUUCUAAAGAGUGUUUCUAUAUCAUUAUGUGGAAGAAUCGGUUUUCCAGCAUAUGGUCUUCUUAUUUGUAAAAUAUAAAUGUAUGAGUCAAAUACGUAGAAAACACAUCAGUAGGGAUUUUACUUGAGCUGAAUAUUAUGUUAAUGUUGUUUUAGAGUACUUUUCUUUUUCAUGUGGUAGAAAAAAUACUUUAUUUUUAUGGGUAGAAAUGGUACUUUACUUCCCAUAUUAAUAAAAGGGUACUUUCUUUUGUGUUGCAUUAUUCUAAUGAGGUGCUGAUCAUUUUUUUUUAUGUGGAAGAAGAAGUUUGUCACUGCACAUUCCUUUUAGAUGUCAAAAGGGAUGAGUCUUACCUAGGUUAUUAAUAAAAAUGCACUGAUCGUUAGCUUAUGCCAUGUUAGUAAGAUCCAUUUUUUAAAUUCUAGUUGUGAAGCCGGAAUCUUGUUGUUUAGUGUGCUGCAUCUAAAGGUUCUAGACCAAAAGUUAUUUUUCACUUCAUAUGUCGCAAAUUUAGACUUGUGCUUGUACAACUGGAAAGUAGAAGCCAUGACUCUAAGUUUAUUGUUCUAUUUUUUUAAUGUAUUGUCUGUUGCAUGCUGCCUUAAAUUUUAUAUACUUUAGUAUCCAGAAUUAAUUGCUAUGAAAGAAAGGCCUUGUUUAUACCCCUGUUUACUCUAGGUGAUUCUUGUUCCUUAUAAAAAUGACACGGUUGUUGACUCUUUGUUUGCCUAGUUAUAUUCAGUGUGAUAUAUAUUAGUAGGUUUCUUAGAGGAUACCAUAGAGACUUUGCUACUCCAAGUUGUUGUCAAUGUGGAAGUAGAUGUCAAUGUGGGUAAUGACUUAAUACUUUCUUGUUUAUCAUGUUCUAAUUGGAAAGAAAAUGAACUAGUUUUUGUUGUAUUCAUGGGUUCUCUUCUAUUUGACCUUCUAAGUUGUUUUUUCGACUCAUUGCUGCCUUUGUUUUUAACUGGAUGGGGGUUCACUAUGGUCCAUAAAAUACUUACUAAUAGCCUCAGUUGGUUGAAUAAGAAAUCACCUUAGCGUAACGCUUUUUUAAAGGUAAAACGUGGGCUAAACGCUUCCACUUGAAGGUAAGAUGUGAUAAUGUAGUUUGUGGAUACCUUAUUUGUGACAUGUAUAAGUAGGUUCUUAAAGGAUUUUGUAGAGACUUUGCUGCUCCAACUUGCCGUCAAAGUGGGAAUGUCUUGUAUCUUUCUUGUUUAUUAUGUUAAGAUUGGAAUGACUAUGUCCUGCUCCCGAGGCUUUGGUCUUGUGAUAGGAACAUAAAUUGUGAUGUGCAGGUUAGACGCACAUCAUGGGUUCUAUUCGAACUCCGACGCAUACAAAAGUUUGGUAUUUAAGCCCGGAAGCUUAGAGGGGCAGACCCAUUAUGUAUCGAGUUUCAAACCGUGUUGCCACAAGUUUUCAGAAUUUCAAAACAGCUAUGUGCUCCUACUGAAAUUCUGGAUAGAAAAGUAAUCAGUUUCUUGCACAAUCGUGGAGAACUCUAGAAGUAAAAGAUGGAUCGAUUAUAGUACAGUCAGUAAAGAGUAUUUAGACGGAGUAGAAAAUUUUCUGAACCACACCUUUCGUGAAAAAACAUAAUGGAGAAACAAUUUCAUGCCCAUGUACACAAUGUGUGCUAUUCUAUCAAGUAAAUCAGGCAAUGGCAUAUGAUCAUCUCGUGGUUCAUGGUAUUAUGCCUUCAUAUGAUAAUUGGUUUUGUCAUGGGGAGUCAUUCAAUGGAUCAACAAGUAUCGAAGAAAAUAACGACAGGCAAGAAGCUUUCAGGGCAAUGAUAUGAGAGGAAUGAUACAUGAUGCUUUUGGAAGCAUCACCCAUUUUUUGGAUGAUAACACCAGUGAAGGAGAGAUAGAGCCAAACUUAGAGGAGAAUAAUCCUCAUUCAUCGGGAAAUCAACCUCAUCCAGAGGUGGAUAAGUUUGAUCAACUCAUGAAAGAUGCAAAUGAAGAACUUUACCCUGGGUGCAAGAAAUUCAGUAGACUGUCAUUUUUGCUUCAACUUUACCGUAUAAAACUAUUAUUCAAAUGGUCAAAUGAGUCUUUUAAUGCUUUGCUUGGUUUAUUGAAGGAUGCAUUACCAGGGUGAGAAGUUGCUUCCUUCAUUUUAUGAGAGCAAGAAGUUAGUUGAGGGCUUGGGGUUAAAUUACAAAAAGAUCCAUGCUUGUCCCAACGAUUGCAUGCUUUUUAGGAAGGAAUUUUCUAAUAAGGAUGUCAAUAAUUGCUUAAUCUGUGGAGCUUCUAGAUGGAAAAAUAGUGGCAAAAAAAUUCCAGCCAAUGUCCUAAGACACUUUCCUCUAAAACCAAGACUCCAGAGAUUAUUCGUGUCUUCAAAAACAUCUAAAUUGAUGCGAUGGCAUCAUGAAGAACGGAAUAGAGAUGGAGUUCUAUGACAUCCUGCAGAUUCUGAAGCUUGGAAAGUUUUUGACACUAGACAUUUAGAAUUUGCUAAAGAUUCCUGCAAUGUUCUCCUAGGAUUAGCUAGGGAUGGCUUUAAUCCGUUUGGCACGAUGCGAAGUGUUUACAGUACAUGACCAGUGAUUUUGAUUCCAUAUAAUCUUCCACCAUGAUUGUGCAUGAAACAAGAGUUUUUCAUUUUGUCCUUGCUCAUUCCCGGGCAAAAAAGACUUGGAAAUAAUAUUGAUGUCUUUCUCGAACCUUUAAGAGAAGAGUUAAAUGAUUUGUGGGGUAUGGGGGUAGAAACCUAUGAUGCCUUUUCUAAGGAGACAUUUCAAUUGCAAGCUGCUCUCAUGUGGACCAUAAACGGUUUUCCAGCUUAUGGUUCUCUAUCAGGAUGGUGCACUAGUGGUCAAUUUGCAUGUCCUUGUUGCAACAUAAGCACUCAAUCUAAAAGGUUGAAACAUGGUAAAAAGUUUUGUUUCAUGGGCCAUCGACGUUUCUUGAAGCAAGGGCAUAAAUAUCGGAAUGAUGCAAAAUCAUUUGAUGGAACUAAAGAAUUAAGACCUGCACCUUCUCCAAUAUCCGGGUCACAAGUUCUAAAGCAAGUUAGAGGCAUAAAGUUCACCCUCGGCCAGUUGAGUGAAAAGGCAAACGGGGUGACGAAAAAUACGUGGAAAAAGAAAAGUACUUUUUUCAAUCUUUCUUAUUGGGAGUAUAAUUUGGUGCGUCAUAACCUUGAUGUGAUGCAUAUAGAAAAGAACAUAUGCGAUAACCUGAUUUAUACAUUAUUGGGCCUUGGUAAAAAAUCAAAAGACAACUUAGAAGCUCGGUUGGACUUGAAGGAGAUGAAUAUAAGACCAAGCUUAUGGCCUCAAAGACGAGCUAGUGGGAGGACAUAUCUUCUUCCUACUUAUUUCACAAUGUCGCCGAAGGAAAAGAGGUUAUUCUAUGAAGUAUUAGAAAAUGUUAAGUUUCCACAUGGCUAUGCAUCUAAUAUCUCACGUUGCAUUUGCAAACGAAACUUAUCAGGACUAAAAACUCAUGAUUGCAAUGUUAUAGUGCAAGAACUUCUUCCUAUUGCCUUACGGAGAUCGACAGAUAGAAAAAAGCACAGUCAAGCAAAUAGAAUCAGUAGGGCUAAGCAAAAGAUGCCUCACACAGGAGGAUCCAAAAGCAUAGCAACCCUGAUGAAUGAAAAGGCUAUAGAUGGAAUAGAGCCUACACGUGCAGAAGUUUACAUAUUGACACAUACAAAGCGUAAGGAUGGUAGACCAUUGGAUGAGGAGUCUUCAAAUACAGUUGACAUGAUGCAAGAGAAUUUGAGUAACAACGAGACACCUUAUGAACAACCUCAUGGUAGUGUUGCUUGGGAAGGAGAUGUGUAUUCUCAAGUGUUGGGAAAUGAAAAAAGUGGCUAUGUUCGUGGUUUAGGACUUGGUCCAACACCUUCUCUAUUAUGGGGUAGUAAAUCUUCCUUACGAAAUGUUGUUGCUGAUGGUUUAUCAAAUGAAGCUGCACAUAAGUUGGAACAAGAGACAAAUGAGUUAAAGGAGUUGAACAAAAAACAAGAUGAACAAAUAAAUGAGUUGAUAAAAAAACAGAAUGAAGAAAUUGCUUUGAUGAAAAAAAAUCAAGAGAUGCUAGUUUCCGAAUUAUCAUGGAUGAGACAAGUCAUGUGGAAAUAUGCUCCUACUGGAUUAUAUGGACGUCAAAACAAUGGAAGCACUAGACAGGUUCCCGAUGCCAAUAGUGGCAAUGAACAAGGUUAUACUGGUCAAGUAGUUAGUGACAACAAGUUCUUUCUUCUCGCAAGAUUUCAAAUAACUCUACUAAAGAUCCUCCAGUUAUUGCAUAUGGUCGUGAUCUAAGCUGCCAUAGUUUCUCUAGGAAAAGAAAUAAUGGCUCAAUUUCCUUGUUUUUCCGUUGAAUGCAUUCUUAUUUUUUGGGGGUAACUUGAACACAUUCUUAUUAUUUUGAUAAUUCCUACUUUUUUUUUUUUUACCUCUAGAAGACAAGAAGUGGAUGUAUUGAGCUUGAUUGUUCUUGGUUUAAGUGAAUGACGUUGUUUUGACCGUCUA
This is a messenger RNA of Lycium barbarum (goji berry), 5048 nucleotides long. RefSeq lists its product as uncharacterized. Lineage: Eukaryota; Viridiplantae; Streptophyta; Magnoliopsida; Solanales; Solanaceae. The record is from RefSeq and is a predicted model, not a curated record. Bases 3147 to 4838 code for a protein of 563 amino acids. The transcript is spliced from 8 exons.